AUGGCCUUGUUCGACAAAUUGUUUUCUCUCAAGAGAAAACUUGAUGAUCGCGAACCAAGAAACCGCGACAGGUCCUGUCAGAUAAAUCCGGAGCAAGUGCGGUUGCUUCUGUUUAAAGAGUGUGAUUGGAGGGGCAGGAAGCUCUUGUUUGACUCUGCUGCUAUACAGAAGGUCCCAGCCAAUAAAAAUGAUAAGCCAAAUGUCAGACAGUCUGAAGAAGUGCCAUGCAUACUGGAGGUGUCAGAAGGAUUCACAUACCUGUACAAGGGACCGGCGGCGGACGCGAACGUUCUCGGUGAGAUGAUAUUCGGUGCAGUCGCCAUGAACUACAAGAGCGUAUCAUUGAAAAUCCACAUCAUGGAUGAGCCAAGGAGGUUGAUGUGCUCAAAAGUGUUCUGCGUACCGACUCGAAGGAUCAGCCGAGUAGGGAAUCCGGAGAGGAGAGAAGCAAGCGGUUGUGAGAAUGGAGAUCGAUCAAAACCGCUCAGUGUUCCGCUUGUGAGGGAAGAGGGAGUUUCGCUCAGUUUUUCGCUUGAUAGAGGUGAUUCGGGUUACUACGGAGACCACUCACCGUAUAGCAGCGUGGGGUCCACGCACGAUUACUUCUCAAUGUGCGAUAUUUGGGAUAGCAACAACCAGGACGAUUUCGCUUCUUUUUAUUUACCAGCUGGCAGAAGAUUAAGUACAUCAAGCAACGGCAGUUGGCAACGGAGAACUUUCCAAAACAUGGCGACGAGGUUCGAUGUCGGACAUCAGAGUACCAACCUGCUUGGAGUUCCAACUGCAACUAGUAACACUGCCAGUUCGGAUUCGCAGAUCUACAGCAACAGCACGACGAGUGGUACAUGUGAUAGCAUAGCAAGCACAGGAUCAGCGAUGCUGCACAGGAAGAACAAGCUCGGACUAGCGCUAUUAAUCAGUGUCAACGACUCCACGCAAAUUGACCUGGUGAGAAGGUGUCUGGAGCACUCACCGCAGCUGCAAGCUCUAGUGUGUCGGCUGCGACUGGCCACGUUAGCUGCCGGGGCCACCGGCGGCAAGGUGUCCACCUUGUACCGGGCUGCGGAACAUGCUGCGAGCUGGUUAUCAGAUCUGGUGUACGGGCCUCGCCUCCAGCCGAUGUGGUUGAAUCUAGUCACGGGCGACGCGCGGACGUCCAACAAACUGGCCGAGAGUCUGCUGUCCGAUCUCUGUGCCGUACUGUCUACGGGAGACACGAAGACCACUAAUUUUUUCAUCAGCACGCUUCUGACGCACGUGCUUACUUACCACCUCGGCUGGGUGGCCACCGUGAGCCCGUACGACACCAUCGACCACCAGGCGAGGCCACAGGACGCGGAGGCCAAACCUUACAACGCACUGUGGGCUCAGCUCGGCGACCUCUGCGGGAGUAUCGGGUUCCCUCCCCGCACCGCGCGCACCAUCAUCAGCGGCUCCAACAACACGCAGUUCCUCAACAAGCUCCUCGCCGUGCUCACCUACUUCGUGCGCUGCGGUGACGUCAGACGUAACGACUUCGUAUUUCAAGACUGCACACUUAAAGAAACCAAAGUCGUCAAUGUCACUCCCGAGCCCACCGGCCUCAAGAGGGUCGCCACUCGUGUCAACAAGCUGGAACAGUGUGAAAUAAAUAGUUUAACAGUGCCGUCAGUGAAUACUCAGAACAGUGAUAGUAGUGUCAGUACAUUAGCGGCUAGCGAGGUCAGCAUCAAGCGAUCGUCCACGCUCGCCAACUUAGGUCAAAAGCUCUCUAAUAGCUCCGAGUUCGCAGGAGUAGACUGUAGUUCAACGAGUGACGUGCCAGUUACCAACCUGCUCAAGAGGAACCCAACCAUGAUGCUGUCGUUAAAAGCUUCUUCGGAUUCUAGUCUAAAUUCAUCGCUUUCGGAGAACGAAACGGAGGAAAAGAAAGUUGUUUUCGUGUUAGGUGACAACGAGAAAUUGGUUGGGCUGAAGAAUAAAUCUGCUGACGGAAAAUCAGUGAAGAAGUCUUCCAAAAUCCACAACGAGCCCCUAACUCUUGAAGUACCAGAGAAGAUGACUGAACCGUGCAAGAAAAAUGGCUGUGAGCAGGACAAACGGGCCGACAGUCCGUCGAAAUGCUGCGGGCAAACGCUUCAACAUUCCAAACCAAUCAAACAUUCCGGUUUUAAGUUCGAGUUCGAUAAGUACCCUCAGAUAGUCACUAAUUAUAUGAAGAGCAAAAACUUAGAGAUAUUAGAUAGGCACUAUAUCGGUAAACCGGGGAAUUUGAAGCUGGACAACUUCCAGUUUGACCCGACGAUCGUGCCGCCGAUACAGGAGGAGCGGUGCGAGACGUGCGUCAAGUGUCAGAUGUUGGAGUCCAUGCUGCAGACUCCCACCAACGCCUCGGAGAUGGAGUACAUGAACGAUAUGCCACGGCAGAUAGAGCCGCAGUACGCCAGGGAGACCAUCGUGGAGCCUUCUCCGGAGAGAGAGGCGCCCAAGACGUUUGUGAGGCAGAGGAAGGAGAAUACAGUCGUAGUCAACGUGAAGCCGAAGGAGGAGAUAUGUGAACCAAAAAAGCCAGAGAGGAGGUUACGAGGGAGGGAGAAGGCGAGUGAGAAGUUGGUGGAUGUGAAGCAAGUGUUGGAGUUCCCGGUGCGGGCGCUGUGUGGCGGGCGCGGGCCUCGCGCCGGGUACCACGCCUCGCUACUGGGCGGGGUCACCGACCACUAUGUACCUGAUCUAGUUUUACAAGGAACAAUCGCCAAGCCGGUCGCUUGGGAGCCUGACUUACGUCGUGACUUGGAUCUGACGUCGUACAUCAACAAGACUGCCGAGUCACCAGUACAGGCAGUCGCCAUUGUCGGAGAUAUUAGUACUUGGGAAGUGCGUGUAAUAGGCAGGGAUUGCGGUUCUGGCGGCAUGUCAUCUCUAGUGGGUGCCAUGUUGGAUACAUUACCUGCUAUGUGGAAGGCGAAGGUCCCGGCGCAACAUUGCAUAUCAUUCUUGGAGAGCAAGCUCCGUGAAUUCUGCGUGCUAUCGAAGACAUUAGCGGACAUGUUGAUGUCGACGGACUUCUGCGACAUCGCAACGCUGACCAAGUCAUUGAACAUCGACGUCAACGACGUGCCACUGUUGCUGGCCGUGGCCAGUACUCACACUCCACAAGUGGCUGCCAGGUACGGCCUCAGCUAUGGAUAA
Messenger RNA from Spodoptera littoralis (African cotton leafworm), 3168 nucleotides. The record is from the annotation of a GenBank genome assembly. NCBI's taxonomy places the organism in Eukaryota, Metazoa, Arthropoda, Insecta, Lepidoptera, Noctuidae.